UUUUUUUUUUUUUUAACUUCAAUUUUUUUAUAUGGGCAUUAAGACUGGACGAGCACCUGUGGGUAUAUGAGGUCAGCUAUUGCACUCUUAACGCCGAAAUUUUCAACAUCAAGAUUUUUGAAAUAGACAUUAAAAUAUUACCGUAGAAAUAAAUUUGAUUAGAUUACUUAAUUAAAAAAGAAACAUGCAUUUAUUGUUUUUUAAAAAGUGACUGAUAGAUCGCCAACCAAGGAACAAAGGGAAAAAAAAGCAUUUUUAGGGCUGUCCGGGUUUGGUGGUUGUCCGGUUUUGGUGGUCCCCAACCAGCUGUAUGGAAAUUUCGACUUUCGGUUUUAAAAGCGAAACAAAAUUUUCUUUGUUUGUAAAUUAAAAAAAAACAGUUAUACACUUAAUAUACAAUAUAAUACAUGGAUAAGUUUAUACUUUGUUGUUUUCUCUGGAUUAGUCCAGUUUUUGGUUCAAAUGUUAAUAUAUUGGUACCAGACAGCCCUGCUUACGGAAAAACAUGUGAAUGUGGCCGAGAUCUAACAUUACCUUGCAAGUUCAAGAAUAAAACGUUUGCCAUAGCUUGGAUGAAUCUAAACGAUAUUUCACCAAUUGCUCAGUGUGUACGUAGAAAAUGUGACAUUAACCCUAAAUACAUUGAUCAAUACAAUAUAUCAUAUGAUGAGACAAAUCACAUCUUCAACUUAACAAUUAUCAAGGUAACUAUGAAAGACAAUGGAAGAAAGUUGGUGUGUUCAGAUGGAACCAAUACUGAUUCACAGUUUAUUACGGUCAAAGGUAAACAUACAUUACAGUCUCUUUUUCCGAUCAAAACAUUCGCUUAUCUAUUAAUAAGUGUGUUAUGUUUUUGUGUUUACAUUUAA
This is a messenger RNA of Ruditapes philippinarum (Manila clam), 869 nucleotides long. RefSeq lists its product as uncharacterized. The coding region runs from base 408 to 869 and encodes 153 amino acids. The record is from RefSeq and is a predicted model, not a curated record. The transcript is spliced from 2 exons. NCBI's taxonomy places the organism in Eukaryota, Metazoa, Mollusca, Bivalvia, Venerida, Veneridae.